CUCCGAGAGGCUGAUCCCGAUUCAGAGAGGCGGAUCUCUCUGCGGUAUGCAGCUGCAUGCAGCGGUGCUGAAGAGUCGACCCAUGCUGAACAAUGGGAUGAUCUUGCCUUCAAAAUAAAAGCGGAAAUUGACUAUUUUGUAAAAGAAAAGAAUAAUUAAAAAAGCGAUCAAAUCUCUGCUACGAGCCGUAGUCACUCAUGACGUAAUAUGUCCGACGAACUAACACUGUGUAGUUUAAUUUCCCCACUUUGUGUCCAUUUGCUUUCAUGUGAUUUUAUUUUUUUAAAGGAAGUAGCGCUAUUUUCAUAUCGCGGUGGGCUUGACACAACUUCCCACUCCCACCCCCGUCAUUGCUUCCCUGUGGUAAAAAAAAAGUCUGAAAACCAACCUGGAGAUUGUCCACGUUUACAGCAUUCAGACGCCGCUGCCCAGCUCCACAUCUACAGCUUCGGCCCGCCUCUCACAGCGCGCAGUCCUCUUCCCGUCCUUGGAGAUGUAGUCGUGGACAGAUACUUCAUCCCCAAAGUCUGUGCCAGAGAGUCGAAAACUGGAGAUUAUGUUCGCUACCACUAUAACGCCACAUUUGUCGACGGGAAGACGUUUGAUUCGAGCCAUCAGAGAGGAGACGCUAAGGUGGGCCUGCUCGGGGAGGGUCGGCUCAUCGCGGGCAUUGAAAAAGGUCUGCAGGACAUGUGUGUGAAUGAGCGCAGGAAAAUCACCGUCCCGCCUCACCUGGCCUAUGGAAGCACCGGUGCAGGUGAUGUGAUUCCUCCGGACACCACCCUGGUGUUUGACAUCCACCUGUUGGAUGUGUGGAACAAAGCUGACCUGGUUGUCACCAAAAUCAUCACCACUCCCAAAGACUGCAAACGCUCUGUAAUGCGUACAGACUUUGUGCGCUACCAUUUCAACGGCACGCUGCUCGAUGGCACCGCCUUCGACUCCAGCUACGCCAGGAAACAGACCCACGACUCCUUAGUGGGUGAGGGGUGGCUGAUUAAGGGCAUGGAUGAGGGCCUGCUGGGAAUGUGUGUGGGUGAGAUCAGAAAUAUCGUCAUCCCACCCUUCAAAGCCUACGGAGAAAAAGGAUCUGGUACAGAGAUUCCCUCCCAGGCCACCCUGGUGUUUGAUGUCCUUUUGGUUGACAUUCAUAACCCAAAGGACAACAUCACCAUCGAGGACCAGGUGGUGCCAGAGUCGUGCACACGUAGGUCUGUAGUCGGGGAUUACAUCCGGUACCACUACAACGGUAGCUUCCUGAACGGCAUCACCUUUGACACCAGCUACCAGAGAAAUAGCACAUACAACACCUACAUUGGGAUGGGGUAUGUGAUUCCAGGCAUGGAUCAGGCCCUGCUGGGAGUCUGCAUCGGGGAGAGGAGGAAGGUCACCAUCCCUCCUCAUCUGGCUUAUGGAGCACAAGGAGCAGGUAAUGUCAUCCCCCCUUCUGCUGUGCUCGUGUUUGACAUUCACGUCAUCGACUUCCACAACCCCAGCGACGCAGUGGGCAUCCAGAUCACCCACAGGCCCGAGGUGUGUAACGAGACCACCGAGGUGAACGACCACGUCCGCUACCACUACAACUGCACCCUGGUGGACGGCACGCUGCUCUUCUCCUCACAUGACAAUGAGAACCUUCAGGAUGCAGUUCUGGGGUCGGACAAGGUGAUCGACGGGCUGGACGAGGGCUUGCGGGGCAUGUGCGCUGGAGAGAAGAGGGUGGUGACGGUCCCGCCUCACUUCGGCCACGGAGAAAGGGGAGCCACGGGUGUGCCAAGCAGUGCUGUCUUGAUCUUUGACGUUGAACUGGUGAGCUUUGAGAAAGGAGUGCCGCCCGGCUACUUGUUUGUGUGGCUCCAGGACAGUCCUGCAAACCUGUUCGAAACCAUGGACAUCAACAAGAACCAAGAGGUGCCACAGGAGGAGUUCGGGGAGUUCAUCAAGCUGCAGGUGGCAGAGGGCAAAGGUCGUACAAAGCCUGGACUGACCAUGGAGCAGGUUAUCACCGAUAUGUUCAACAACCAGGACCGAAACAAAGACGGAGUGAUCACGCCCGAUGAACUCAAACUGAAGGUGGAUGAGGACAAGGAAAGAGAAGAGGCGAGUCACGAUGAGUUGUGAUGAGAACAAAUGCUUUCACUCUUUCUCAGGGAUGAACCCCCAACACCAACACAAGAAACAAGCAACAAGAGACUUUAUCCAUACACCAUCAUGGUUUAAUACUUUCAGUACUACAAUGGACAGGAUUUUUGAAUUAGAAAAUAGUGCAAAUGGACUUUUUUGUGGAGAUUUGUGUUGUAUGUUUGUUUUUGAUUUUUGUAUUUCAGAAAACCAAACAAGCACCUUGAUUUGUCCCUGAAGUCACAUCGAUUAAAAUGUUCGUAAGGAAAAA
Scatophagus argus is the source of this 2392-nucleotide messenger RNA. RefSeq names its product FKBP prolyl isomerase 10b (gene fkbp10b). Gene Ontology annotation, molecular function: calcium ion binding; peptidyl-prolyl cis-trans isomerase activity. Lineage: Eukaryota; Metazoa; Chordata; Actinopteri; Scatophagidae. The coding region runs from base 208 to 2121 and encodes 637 amino acids. The record is from RefSeq and is a predicted model, not a curated record. The transcript has 11 exons.